Molecule: messenger RNA, 3319 nt
Organism: Trichosurus vulpecula (common brushtail)
Lineage: Eukaryota; Metazoa; Chordata; Mammalia; Diprotodontia; Phalangeridae
Gene: FCHO1
Product: FCH and mu domain containing endocytic adaptor 1
Exons: 27
Coding region: 290-2965 (891 amino acids)
Biological process (GO): clathrin-dependent endocytosis; clathrin coat assembly
Cellular component (GO): cytoplasm; clathrin-coated vesicle; plasma membrane
Source: RefSeq, a predicted model, not a curated record
CACUGCUCCUGUCUCAGUUUCUACGUCUUCUCUGGGGACAUCUAUCAAGCUCCUGCCCCUUCUCCUUGGUGUCCUUCCCCCCAACCCCCCGCCAGGAAGUCUGAGGAUGGAGAAAGCUAAUGGGCACCUGAUCUAGCAGCCCUGGGGAUGAGGAAAGAAAAACAGAGUGGAAUUCUCCCCCCUCCUCCAGGGGCUGAAGCCAGGGCUGCAGCAGGGAUUGACUUGAGCUGGUUUCCUCUAGAGUGAGUGACCACAAGAAGGGUCUUCGAGAGACCGGCCAGCAGCCACAAUGUCCUAUUUUGGGGAGUACUUUUGGGGGGAGAAGAAUCAUGGUUUUGAUGUCCUCUACCACAGCAUGAAGCAAGGGCAGGUCUCUACCAAGGAGCUGGCUGAUUUCAUCCGAGAAAGGGCCACGGUGGAAGAGACCUACUCCAAGGCCAUGGCAAAGCUUGCUAAGAUGGCUGGCAAUGGGACCCCCAUGGGGACAUUCGCCCCGCUUUGGGAGGUAUUCCGGGUGUCCUCGGACAAGCUGGCACUGUGCCACAUGGAGCUGACCAAGAAGCUGAAUGACCUCAUCAAGGACGUGGUCCGCUACGGGGAGGAGCAGAGCAAAGCCCACAAGAAGUGCAAGGAGGAAGCUGUGGGAACCCUGGAAGCUGUCCAGGCACUACACGGUGUCUCCCAGAUCUUGCCCAAGUCCAGGGAGAGCUAUGUUAGCAGGUGCCUGGAACUUGAGCGGCUGAGGAAAGAAGGCACCAAUCAGAAGGAGAUUGAUAAGGUAGAGGGAAAGACGAAGAAGGCAGCCGAGACCCUGCGUCGCUGCGUGGAGAAAUACAAUACAGCCCGGGCGGAUUUUGAGCGGAAGAUGUUGGAGUCAGCCCUGCGCUUCCAGGCCAUUGAGGAGACCCACCUUCGACACAUGAAGGGCAUCCUGGGAGCAUAUGCUCACUCUGUGGAAGACACACAUGUGCAGAUUGGACAGGUUCAUGAAGAGUUCAAGCAGAAUGUGGAGAAUGUCAGUGUGGAAACCCUGGUGAGGAAAUUUGCUGAGAAUAAGGGAACCGGCCGGGAAAAGCCAGGUGUCGUAGACUUUGAGGAAUACAGCUCUAUGGCCCUUCCGGAAGGUGGGAGACGCCUCCGAGGCAGUGGUGGGAACAGGCCCUUCCGAAUCCCUGGGCUGAGCCGGAGGGAGCGCGAACAUCGGCCAUCGGACUCCCCAGAGGCUGAAUCAGUGGCAUGCCCAGUAGUGGACGAGGAAGGCUUCACUGUCCGGCCAGAUGUCAAUCAGAACACAGAGCGGGAGAACCCACGCUUCUGCUCGUCUAGUGACUCUGACUAUGACGAUGAGGAGGAGCCCCGAAAGUUCUUUGUACAAAUCAAACCGGCCCCACCGCCCAGCCAGUCCCGGGACGCCGAGGCUGCCGCAGCCCAACUCAAAGCCACGGCGGGCAGCUUGAUCCUGCCACCGGGCCCUGGGGGUACCAUGAAACGCCAUUCCUCCCGGGAGAUGUCAGGGAAACCACUGAGGCCUCACUCGGCCUCCAGAGCCAUCCGAUGUGCAGAAAAGCCCCAAUCAGACGUGCAGCUGUCCAAGGCCCUCUUUGGCCCUCCCCUGGAGUCAGCCUUGGAGCCAGAAGACUUUCCAGGCUCUGGCAGCUACGGCCUUACCUCUAGCCCUUCUCCCUUCUCCUCCUCAUCCCCAGAGAAUGUGGAGGACUCAGGUCUGGACUCCCCAUCGCACCCGGCACCUGGCCCCUCUCCAGACUCCUGGGUUCCCCGACCAGCCACACCCCAGAGUCCCCCUGGGGCCAGAAGGCCUCCUAGCUCCCCACCAGCCCGGCCCCACACCUGCCCUGCCUGGACUGCGCCAGGGGGCCCUCCAGGAUCCGAGCCCAACUCUGACCCCUGGGCAAGUGAUGACCUGGUACCCGCUCUGCCCGAUGCAGGGCCCCGGGAGGGACAGGCAGUGCUCCCCAGAAGAGGCCAUACCAGGAAGACGCCUAGUACCCUCACCCGGAGCAACGGAGACCUGUCUCGUUCCUUGAGCCCCUCCCCGCUGAGUUCCUCCGUCCCCAGCAGCCUCCCCGAGAGGAGCAGCGGCUUCUCCCAGUCAGGCCUUGGGAUCUCCAGGGGCCCGAGCCCCGUGGUGCUAGGCUCCCAGGAUGCCCUGCCUGUAGCCACUGCCUUCACAGAGUAUGUCCAUGCCUAUUUCCGGGGCCAGGAUGCCCCCAGCUGCAUGGUAAAGGUGACGGGUGAGCUGACCAUGUCCUUCCCUGCGGGGAUCGUGAGGGUGUUCAGUGGGACGAUGCCCCUGCCUGUGCUCAGCUUCCGUCUGGUCCGUACGGCUGUCAUCGAACACUUCCAGCCCAAUGCUGAUCUGCUGUUCAGUGACCCUUCCCAAAGUGAUCCAGCCACCAAGGACUUUUGGCUGAAUAUGUCUGCUCUGACGGGGCAUCUACAGCGCCAGGCAGAACAGAGCCCAGCAGCCUCCUACUACAACGUGGUGCUGCUUAGGUACAAGUUCUCCAAGCCUGGGGUCCAGGCGGCUCCUCUGCAGCUCAGUGCCCACUGGCAGUGUGGCCGUGCCCUGACCCAAGUCUCGGUGGAGUAUAGUUAUUGCCCAAGCGCCAUGGCCCUGCCCACCCCACUCACCAACGUCCAGAUCCUGCUGCCUGUUGAGGAGCCUGUCACGAAUGUCCGUCUGCAGCCCGCUGCCAGCUGGAACCUGGAGGAGAAGAGGCUCUUGUGGAGACUUCCAGAUGUGUCAGAGGAAGGGGGCCAAGGCCAUCUCUCUGCCAGCUGGGAACCUCUGUCAGGGCCUAGCAUGCCCGGCCCAGUGGCCGCCCACUUCACCAGUGAGGGCAGCACCCUGUCUGGGGUGGAUGUGGAGCUUGUGGGCAGUGGGUACCGCAUGUCUCUGGUGAAGAGGAGGUUUGCCACAGGGACCUAUCUAGCUGGCUGCUGAGUUGGACUGGCUAGCCUGUGCUGCUCCCUCUCUGGGCUUGGAUUUGCACUUUGGCUCCAUGCUGGGGCCUGCACCUCCUCCCUCCCACCCCACACCCCCAACUUUGGACCAGGUUGAUUUUAAAUAGACACUGAGUGGCCCCAGCCCUCUGGGAGGGGGGGAGGGUGUGGUAUGAACUGGGAGGGUCGGGAAAUGGAGAGUGGGGGCCUAAAGUUCCCCACCCUGGGCUGAGCCUCACAGGUUUCCUUCCCCUGGGCUUCCCCUUCCCUCCUACACUCCUUCUCAGCCCAAGGUCAGCCCAGCCCAUGGGGUUUUAUGUCAUUUGAAUAAACACUCUAUUUUCUAAUAAAAUUA